GACCGAGGCCGAGGGCCGCCGAGAGCGCUUCCGGGAGGUUACCGUGGCGGCUUCGCCCUGCGGGAGCCGGACCCUGGCGGGCUCGUCAUGGACCGCGACUUGCUGCGGCAGUCGCUGGGCUGCCACGGCCCGGCGCUGCUGUCGCUGCUGCGGAGCGAGCAGCAGGACAACCCGCACUUCCGGAACCUGCUGGGCACGGCGGCCGAGCCAGCCCGCGGCGCGGCGCCGCCUCAGGGAGCGGGCAGGAAAGAGAAGAGAGUUGACAACAUUGAAAUACAAAAAUUCAUCUCCAAAAAGGCAGACCUGCUCUUUGCCCUGUCUUGGAAGUCAGAUGCACCUGCACCCUCCGAAGUGCACGACGACAGUGACAAUCAUUAUGCGGUCAUGCCACCUUUAGAGCAAUUCAUGGAGAUCCCAAGCAUGGACCGGCGAGAGCUGUUUUUCCGAGAUAUUGAACGUGGUGAUAUAGUGAUUGGAAGAAUCAGCUCUAUUCGGGAAUUUGGUUUUUUCAUGGUGUUGAUCUGUUUAGGAAGUGGCAUCAUGAGAGACAUAUCUCACUUAGAAAUCACAGCUCUCUGUCCCUUAAGAGAUGUGCCUUCUCACAGUAACCAUGGAGAUCCGUUAUCAUAUUACCAAACUGGUGACAUAAUUCGAGCUGGAAUCAAGGAUAUUGACAGAUAUCAUGAAAAGCUUGCGGUAUCUCUGUAUAGCUCAUCUCUUCCACCACACCUAUCUGGCAUUAAACUAGGUGUGAUUACUUCUGAAGAGCUACCUUUGUACUACAGGAGGAGUGUUGAACUAAAUAGUAAUUCCUUGGAGUCCUACGAAAACAUCAUGCAAAGUUCUCUGGGAUUUGUUAAUCCAGGAGUAGUUGAAUUCCUUCUAGAGAAACUAGGAAUAGAUGAGUCUCAUCCACCAUCUUUAAUGAGAGGCCUACAAAGCAAAAAUUUCUCUGAAGAUGAUUUUGCUGUGGCUUUAAGAAAGAAGCAGUCAGCGUCGUGGGCUUUGAAAUGUGUGAAGAUUGGGGUCGAUUAUUUUAAGGUUGGGCGACAUGUGGAUGCUAUGAAUGAAUACAAUAAAGCUCUGGAAAUAGACAAACAAAAUGUGGAAGCUCUGGUAGCUCGUGGAGCACUAUAUGCAACCAAAGGAAGUCUGAACAAAGCAAUAGAAGAUUUUGAGCUAGCAUUAGAAAACUGCCCAACUCACAGGAAUGCAAGAAAAUACCUCUGCCAGACACUUGUCGAAAGGGGAGGGCAGUUAGAAGAAGAAGAAAAGUUUUUAAAUGCUGAAAGUUACUAUAAGAAAGCUCUGGCUUUGGAUGAGACUUUUAAAGACGCAGAGGAUGCUUUGCAGAAACUUCAUAAAUAUAUGCAGAAAUCUUUGGAAUUAAGAGAAAAACAAGCUGAAAAGGAAGAAAAGCAGAAAACAAAGAAAAUAGAAACAAGUGCAGAAAAGUUGCGUAAGCUCUUAAAAGAGGAGAAAAGGCUGAAGAAGAAGAGAAGAAAAUCAUCAUCUUCCUCUUCAAGUGUUUCUUCUGCUGAUGAAUCCGUUUCUUCUUCCUCAUCUUCUUCCUCUUCUAGUCACAAACGGCAUAAGAAAAGUAAGAGGAAUCGUUCAGAGUCUUCUCGCAGUUCAAAGAGGCACUGGUCUAAGACAUCUUCAAGUCACAUAGAUCAGAAUAGGAAAGAUGAUUGCUACCCAGUUCCAACUAAUACUUCAGCAUCUUUCCUUAAUCAAAAACAAGAAGUGGAGAAACUACUGGAAAAGCAGGAUAGGUUACAAUAUCCAAACACACAGGUAAAAGAGAAAGAGAGAUGCCUUCUCACAUCUUCAGGUGAAGUGCCAGAUGAUUUGGGAGGUAGGUCUGAAGACACAAGAGAUUCUUACAAUAACUAUAAAACCCAGGCAGGUAGUAGCAAAACCGAAAAGCCAUAUAAGUCAGAAAGAUAUUUCUCCAGUAGGAGAAAUUCCUCAGAUUCCUUCUGUAGAAAUUCAGAGGACAAGAUGAAAGCUUCUAGUUCUAGGAGAUUUGAAAAGGACACAGAGGGAAGAAAAGAUCACUCUAGGAGGUGGGAGCCAGGGUCUGUGAAGUACUCUACUUCACCAGCAAGUUCGGACUACUCUUGGAAGUCACUUGAAAAACACAAAAAAUACACUUCUGGAUCACGUGACAGUAGACCUGAGCAGAGAUACCAGUUCACUACAAAUCAGGGAGAGCGUGCAUAUGUAAAGGAGGACAGCUGUGGGGGGGGUAACAAAACCGAGGCUCCAGAAGACACACUAAAUAGCAAAGAGCAACCAGAAAGCAGAAUUAAGAAAAACUUACCUCAAAAUCUCCUCAAUAUAUUUAAUCAGAUAGCUGAAUUUGAGAAAGAAAAAGGAAAUAAGCCAAGAAAGUGAUCUGCUUAGGAAAUUUUCAAUACAUUUUCAGAAGUCUGGGGAUGCUUUAAUCCUAAGAAACGGUUCUGGGUCUAACAUCAUUUGCAGCAGAUGACAAGAUGUUUCUAGGUUUUGUUUCAGUUAUCCCCUUCAUCAUAGUGCUUCAGGUAUGUGCAGAUAGAGCUCUUACUCUGGCAACUUAAACUUUUCACCUCAAGAUAUUUCCUGAGCACUUUGUUUCUUCAUUGUAUUGUGGUUUGUGAGAACCCUAGGCCUAUCAUAUUUCACUGUUGGAGAGAAAUACGUUUGCGCUAAACAGUUGGAUGUUUUAUCAAAAAAUACUUAUUCUCUUUUGUUAAAAAGCCAUUAGUUUUUUUUUUUUGUGGGGGGGGAUAUUAUAUGGUUGAAUGUAUCUUAGGUACUAUUUUAAGUCAUUUGUUUUAGGCAUUAAAUUUUUUGCACCGUUUCAUUUUUAAGUGAUAAAUUAUGACUUGGUUUACCUCUUAAUGCCUGAUGUAAAUGGUUUGUGAACAUUGUUUUCUUCCCAGCUUAACAAAAUACCUUAAGAAUAAUAAGACCAUGAAAGUUGGUUAAUCAGAGCCUGUUUUACUUAUUUCUCCAUUAUUAUUUUUACUUAAUGGUUAUGGUCAUAAGAAAAUUUUUAACUUUAAAUAUUGACAAAACCCUUAGGGAAUUCUAGACAAGACUAAAUGAGAAUAGAAAAUAAUUUUUAGUAAAAAUAGCAGCAGAGAAGCACCCUGUAAAUCUGGAUUUUUCUGUCUUAAUAUUGCAAAUGCUUGGGAAGUCAGUAGGCAUGUUUCUAAAUAGGGGAAGGACUGGCUUGCGGUUUACUCUUCUCUAUUAUUUUCUCUUUAUUGAAGCCUUCUCUGAAUCCUAGUGAAUGAUAGAAUAAAUUCCAGGCCUCUGGGAUAGCUCAGUAUGUAGAAGUACCAUCCCAGCUGAUGGCCUGAGUUCAAUCCCAAGACCCCAAGGCAUAGGGACAGAACUGACUCUCAAAGCUUGUCCUCUGACAGCCACAUACAAACACCAUAGCUACACAAACAGCUAAUGAAGGAAUCAUCUUGGACUUCCAAAGAACGUGUCUAAAUUACUAAAAAUUGAAUAGUAGACUCUUGGAGACAUUAGUAGGUAUCAUAGCUGUUGCACUUACGAUGCUCUUCAUUUAGGAUUCUAGAAAGUGUAAAUGGCAGUGAGCUUUUAAUCUCUUGUUGGUCAUUAAACAGAAUCCACCUGCAGACAUACAUGAGAGAAAUAGGGAGUGGCAGAAAAAGACUCAUUGCAUGUUUGUUUAUAACAGUAAAACGCUAAAGUUUUAGUAAUGAUACAUACUAUUUGUUCCAAAUUAUAGUGAUAGAAAACUACUGUAAAAACAGUACAGUAGGAAAAGAAACCUUAAUUAAGAACAGUAAAUAACGGCAGCAGAAAUUGGAUAAUCACUUCAGUAUUAGUUUUUGUACCAAGGAACUCAAUAUAUUAUUUUUAUUUUUAUCAUUAUUAUUAUUAUUAUUAUUGGGACUGGGGGUGGGGAGAACAGUGAGCAUCUGUGCCACAUAUAUGGAGAUUGGAGGACAACUUGAGGGAAUCAAUUCUCUCCUACCUUACGGAUCCCAGGAAUCAAACUUGGGUCAUUGGGCUUGACAGCAAGUACCUCUGUCCACUGAGCCAUUUUGCCAGGCCAGCACCAAGGAACUCUUAAGAGUGCUCUAUGUAUUAAUAGUUCCAGUCUUAGUUCUACGUAGUGGAGGUUUGUUAAAGAGUAGAAACCACCUCUCUGCACACUGCUUGAUCAUUGAGAACCCCAAUUAUAUACCUUAUAAUCUUAACCAUAUCAUCUUACUUUACCCUUAGGAAAGUGCCUGUGGGGUAGGCUACCAGAAUUUGGAAAUUACAGCCUUCUUAAUAGGAUUACAUCUUUCCUAGUAGGAAAGGACAUGAUAAUUUAAGCAGUCUACACUAAUCUAAGCAUCUAGCUCCUUGGGAUAUUUAAGGAGUUGUCACAGGAAAAAAUAUAGGAGGUUUUAAUUGAUCCUCAGUGAUGUCUUCAGUUGUUUCUUUCACAUUAAUAUGUCCAUAGUUUGUAUGUACCCUGGCUAGCUUUGUCUUGGUUUCCACGAGUAGAACUGUGACUUCUGGAUGUUAAGGUAACUGCAGAUCUGCAAACAGAGGGGUUGGUCCUUUGUCUUGCCAUUUAGCGUUAUUACAUACAGUUAGUGUAGUGAUUAAAUGUAAACUUGGAUGCUGGCCAUUCCAGACUAAGGUCUAGUAGUGACUCCAUAGGUAGAAGUUAACUACUUAUAAUACUAUUACUAUGCUUCAAGACCAGUAUGUUUUGCUUAUAUGUUACUUCAAUAAGCCUGUAAUACAGUUAAUCAUCCCUGUGUUACAAGAAGAAAAAGCAUAGGAAAGUAAGCCUCCUAAUAAGAAACAAAAACCUCACCUUCGUAGAACACAAAGUUUAAUGUUUAAGUUCCAAGUAACUUACAAACUAAUAAGUGACUGAGAAUCACAACAUUAGUAAACAAAAUGAUUGGAUUAAUCAGUUUUAGAUCCUAAACAUCAUGCAUUUUGGCAGCAUUCCAACUAAAAAGUGCCCACAGUUUUCUUUGCCAUUUUAGUUAUUACAUUUAACUAUGCCUUUCUAUUUCUGAAUUAAAAAGAUUAUGAGUAGAAACAGAUCUACUACCACUACUGCUUUCAGAAGUAGCUGAGUAGUGGUUCUAAGACAAUCACUGUUGUAAGGUUUAAAGGAGAAGUUCCUUUGUAUACCUGAAUGCUAAUAUAUUUAAAAAUCUAGCUUUAUAGUAGUAUUUCACACUCUAGUCCAAGAAGUUCAAAGUGCUGGAUAUAAAGUAUUACCUGAAAAAAACUAAUUUUAAAUAUAGUAUGCAAUAUCUACCUCCAUUGUAAAUUUAAUAUGCUCAAUUUUUUCAAGGUCAGAGUACAGACAGUCUUAGCAACUUAAGUUGUACUUUACGCAUAUAUAGAGAUAAAUAUAUAUGUGUGUACACAUAUAGUGUUUUUCUUACCAAGGGAGGGGUAAUGAUACUAUCUUUUUGUUAUAAAUUAUAACCAAAAAAAGGCCUUUAACAGGUGUGUGUCACCCUCAGAAAAAAAUUGGAGGAAUAUGGUUAUUUGCUUUUUGUUUUUAAUUUUAAAAAGUCGUUUUGUGUUUUGGAGUAAAUGAAAAUUUCCUUAUUAAGACAUGCAGUGAACCUUUAGAAGUGUAUUCCUAAGAGAACCUUCUUUUCUAAUCUAAGUGACUGCAUAAGACAUCUAACACUACAGACAUCAGUGUUCUCUCCCCCCCACCCCCUCCACACUUUAUCACAAAUGACCUGGCUAUGGUUCUGCAUUUCUUUCUCUAUGAAUAAAACACUAGGGGAAAACAAAACCAACUGCCUUUGUUCUUUUCUCAACAGAUGUUUUAGCCACUAUGCAGAACUUUGCUCUGUGGUACUUCCAAUACUAUUUUAGUAGGAUUGUAUGUGUCAUUAAUAAAUGGAACCCCGGAAAAAGGGAGACUUAACCAUUAAUGCGAUUUUCAUUUGUGUUCAAAAUUUGCACAAGAGAUUUUAAAGAAUGCUUAUUUGCUGGGCUUUUUUCCCUUAGGAGUACUCGAAUUACUGCCAUUACUAGGUGACCUAGAACCAUUGCUUUCUGUCGGAGAUCCAGGGAAGCUGAUCUGUAAUACUUUAGCUGAAACGGGAGAAGCGGGCGAACCUGGGCUCUCAGGCGACCUAGAACAAGAAAGGAUUUACUAUAAACAUAAUGCAAAAUGUACUUAAAAUAGACCUUAUUGGCAAAAAAAAAAAAAAAAAAAAAA
Molecule: messenger RNA, 6223 nt
Organism: Peromyscus leucopus (white-footed mouse)
Lineage: Eukaryota; Metazoa; Chordata; Mammalia; Rodentia; Cricetidae
Gene: Ttc14
Product: tetratricopeptide repeat domain 14
Exons: 12
Coding region: 88-2400 (770 amino acids)
Molecular function (GO): nucleic acid binding; protein binding
Source: RefSeq, a predicted model, not a curated record